Molecule: messenger RNA, 1056 nt
Organism: Hydractinia symbiolongicarpus
Lineage: Eukaryota; Metazoa; Cnidaria; Hydrozoa; Anthoathecata; Hydractiniidae
Product: pre-mRNA-splicing factor ISY1 homolog
Exons: 2
Coding region: 92-928 (278 amino acids)
Biological process (GO): generation of catalytic spliceosome for second transesterification step; mRNA 3'-splice site recognition
Cellular component (GO): post-mRNA release spliceosomal complex; Prp19 complex; post-spliceosomal complex
Source: RefSeq, a predicted model, not a curated record
CGAGAUCCAUGCAGGCAAAACACGCAACCAACAGACACAAAAACCAAAUAAAAAGACCAACAUCUAACUUAGCUAACAGCAAAUAUAAAAAAUGGCUCGUAGUGCUGAAAAGGCAAUGGCAAUAUUGUCCAGAUGGACAACCAUGAUGAAUAAUGAAGAUAAACCAGUGGUGCCAACAAGAAGGCCAUUCUUAGCAACCGAAUGUAACAGUUUAAAAGAGUCAGAGAAAUGGCGACAUCAAAUUAUCAGAGAAAUUUCUAAGAAAGUUGCACAAAUUCAAAAUGCCGGUAUGGGAGAAUUUAGAAUUAGGGAUUUAAAUGAUGAAAUCAAUAAACUUUUGCGUGAAAAACGACAUUGGGAAGACCGUAUUGUUGAGCUAGGAGGGCCAAAUUAUGGUAAAAUUGGUCCAAAAAUGUUGGAUCAUGAAGGAAAAGAAUUGCCUGGAAAUCGUGGGUACAAAUAUUUUGGUGCUGCAAAAGAUUUGCCAGGCGUUAGAGAACUUUUUGAACAAGAACCGCCUGAAGUGCCAAGAAAAAAUAGAGCUGAGCUUUACAAAUACAUAGAUGCUGAUUAUUAUGGCUACCGUGAUGAUGAUGAUGGUGUUUUAGUGAAACUAGAGGCUGAGGUGGAAAAGAAGGUAAGAAAAGAAGCCCUGGUGGAAUGGGAAAAAAAAGUUAGUAGUGGAGAAGUUGUUAUGGAAGAAGAGGAAACAAAUAUUUAUGCAACCGAUGAUAAAGACAAUGAUGCAGAAAUGGGAGACGAUACUCUCACUGGUGAUAAACCAUUUGUUUCGCAUGUCCCAGUACCUAGUCAAAAGGAUGUGGAAGAAAUGCUAGUCAGACGAAAGAAACAAGAACUGUUAGAUCGAUACGCUAGUGAAUUGCUAAAAGCACAAAGCUCAGAAGCAAAAACUUUAAUGGGAGUAUAAUAUUGUAAAAAUCUGUUUAUAUUACAUAAAAUUGACUGGUGUCUGCUAGGCAAUGUUUUUUGCAUUGUAAAAAAAAUAUUGUGAUGUCCAUUAUUGUGAGAUUUAAAUAUUAAAACAAACAUGAAUAA